Messenger RNA from Xenia sp. Carnegie-2017, 1025 nucleotides. Its product is annotated as thiamin pyrophosphokinase 1-like. Gene Ontology annotation, biological process: thiamine diphosphate biosynthetic process; thiamine metabolic process. The coding region runs from base 100 to 837 and encodes 245 amino acids. NCBI's taxonomy places the organism in Eukaryota, Metazoa, Cnidaria, Anthozoa, Malacalcyonacea, Xeniidae. Gene Ontology annotation, molecular function: ATP binding; thiamine diphosphokinase activity; thiamine binding. The record is from RefSeq and is a predicted model, not a curated record. The transcript is spliced from 8 exons.
UUAUAUAAUGUUUUGUCACAGUGUAGAUGGUCAUUAGAGGUUAUUUGUCUGGUGAAAUGUCUUCAUGUGUGGCAAUUGAAUUGAGAGGGAAAUUGAAUUAUGGAGAAUGAUGUAAAGUGUUGGGCGCCCUUAGACUAUCUUACACAAGCAAAAAAAGAUAUUUGUCUGCUAAUACUGAACAGACCUUUGGACAACAGUUAUGAAAAAUUGACAAAACUUUGGAGCAUUGCUUCAGUGAGAAUAUGUGUAGAUGGUGGUGCAAAUGAAUUUUACAAAGUUUGCAAAGAACAUCAAACUCUUAAGUGGACACCAACUUAUAUCACAGGGGAUUUUGAUUCCAUUAAGCCAGAUGUUAUGGAGUAUUACAAAAAUAAGGGUACUGCAUUUGUUUCUACUCCUGAUCAAGAUCACACAGAUUUUACAAAAGCCAUUCGUCAUGUUAUUUCUCAUUGUGAUGAUCAGGUAUCAGCAGUUGUUGUACUGGCCGAGUUCUCAGGGCUUCUUGAUCAAACUAUGGCCAAUGUCAAUACGUUGUAUGAAGCUGCAAAGAUUACACAAAAAGAUGUUAUUCUUUUGGCUAGUGAUUGCUUAGCAUUCCUUCUCCAACCAGGUAAACAUCGAAUUGAUUUGAAUGAUGGAUAUAAGGAAUUGAAAUGUGGCUUGUUACCAAUUGGCGUCAAGUGUGACAAAGUCAAAACUGAUGGAUUGAAAUGGAAUCUGAGUAAUGAUCCUUUACAGUUUGGUGAAUUGGUUAGUACUUCUAAUGCAUUUGAUGGCAGUGGUGUCGUCAAUAUCGAAUGUAGUCAUCCCCUUGUAUGGACCAUGGAAGUACAAUGAUAAUAAAGACGAGUGAACACUGUGGAGUACGUUAAGAUUUUACGCUGAAAGUAUGGCUUAUAAUAAGUCAAAACUAGCAAACUUGAUUCAAGAUAAUACAAUCUUUGCAUCGGCUAACCAAAACAGGAAUUAGUAAACUAUUUUCUAGUUGCGUGUCGCCGUGUGCCAAUUACAAAUUUAGAAUUUUA